AUGGACAUCAUCGAGACACUAGUCACUCUGACGGCACUACCUUCGGACCACAUGCCAGUGGUCAUGGACAUUCUGGACUUCGCGACGCAAGCCAGGAGUCUCAACGCUAUUCAGGAAAACAUAAAAAAAUGGAAGAAGCAAUUCAAAAAGUUAUUGGAAGACACUGGUUAUGUUACACCGGGCAAACAGCUUUCUGAAGUACGAGUUUUAUUUAUGGGCCGAGAGUGUUUUGAGGCUCUUUCUGAGCAUGAUUGCCAACAAAUUUAUGACAAUCAUCAACGUGAACUAGUGGAAUCGGCUAAACACAAUUUUCAAGAGCUGUUAAUGGAGAAUGCUGAUUUAUUUUAUCACUUCAAAAACAAUGAACAGCCUGGCACGAUCACUCAAAAUGACAUAAAGGAAAUUACUGACGUGCUUCAAGAAGACCUACGCUACAAAUUACUGGAUCGGCUGGAUCAAGAUAGAAAAGUGAUAUUGUUCCAACAUCUUGGUUUUGUGCAUUGUCCGAUAAAGGAACAUUGUCCUGCAUUUCCGAACUGUAUGGAUGCAUUAAUCGAACGGAUACUUGUGUCACAUCGAAUCCUCCCGAAUACUCGUUUUGGACAGAAAGAGGGUCAUGUUCAAUUGAAUUUGAUUGUUAUUGGGUUAGAUUAUAUAGCAAAUGAUUUUAUCGACAAAAUUCAUCUAAAUUGCAAUGAUAAUGGAGAGUACAUCGUUGAUGGACAAGUUUAUGGUGUAAACAUAGAAACAAUCAACCGUGAUAAUGAUUGCUUUUCUUUUGAAAUGCAAUCUAAGGGUUUGAUAUGCUGCUAUUCGAACCGACAAACGUUUCAGUAUGUUUUUGAGGUUCUCGAUCGUUUAUUGGUUGAUAAUCUUGACUUUAAAGAUAGUGUUAAUAAUUUACAUAUUGUUUUUAUGAGUGAUGACAAAAAUAGUCAGAAUACGCUUCAUCAACUACAAAUCGAUGGACAGUCUCUGGCAGAAAAACUGCAUUGUGUUUUUAUUGAUGAAAAUGAAUUCUAUAUUUCCGAACAAGACGUGAAAUUUAUGACUACUACGUUAAACAGCGUAAUAGAUUCAAUUCCCUUCGAGGAAUUAAAAUUUGGACUAGGUUUACCUGAAUUACCCGAUCUACGACUAAUCAUGUCCAUCUUUUGUGGCGAUCCAUUUUCAAUUGAGAAUCUUUUAACCUCUAUGAUGCUGGAACAAUCAUGCAUUAGUGUAGGCGAGCGGAACAUAAUUUUUGAAAUGUUUCUUGGUGACUCCAAACGGCGUGUGGAGCUUAUUCUUUCAUCAUACCAUGGUGCCAAUGCAUUUCGCGAUGAUCUUAUUCAUGGAUUUAUAUUAUUAUAUUCUAGUAAACGUAAAGCAUCUCUAUCAACACUGAGUGCUUUUUCGUUAAACAUUCCAAAUUUACCAAUGCAAAUUGUAGCGGUUUCAGAGCUAGGUGGAGUUAACGCCUUUUUUAACAAUGAAUUAUCGCAAUCAUUAAUCACUGAGGGAAAUACAAUUGCUGAUAAAUUACAAGCACACUUUACUACUGCUUCAGAUGACGACGGGCAAUUCAGGUUUGCUUCGUUCGCACCAUUUAUCAAAGAAGUUUGGGAUAAAAAGCCAGAAAUUGAACAUGCUUUCAAUUUAGAAGAACCAUUGACGAUCGACUCAGGUGAAGGAACGAUGGAACACUCACUGCAUCAUCAUCAUCAACAGCAGAUACCACAACCGCCUCCUAGGUACGAAAGUUAUCUUAUCAACGGGUCGGCUACUACUUGCCGCGGUGUAGGUCAACACCAUUCGUACCAUUCUCAACAGUCGAAUUCUCAUCAGCAGCAGCUCUCUCAACAAAUAAAAAAAAUGCCUCAACAGAUAUUUGAUAACCGAUCUAUGAAUUCUUUAGAUGAACAUGAUAAUUUCAAACAUCAUACUCAAAAGCAUCAUCACAAUUUGUUUUUCUACGAAGAUAGCAAUGAUUUUGAUAAGAUCGGCAGUAAUCAAGGAUUCCAAAUAUAUCCUCCUCCAACGACGCCUCCAGAACCAGCACCUCCAGAUCAUCUUUUGAUACCAUCUUCAAUUUUGCGUCAGCUUAAGGCAGAUACGAUACCGCAGUCACAUUCGAGCAUGGAAGAAAUCAAUUCUGACGUAAGCGGAUCGAAGGAUUCAAUCAACACAUAUGAUUCAGGUUGGUUAGAAGAUGGAUUUGUUAUCAAAAAGCAGGAUGUGAAACAAAACGAGAAUUUGUGGAAAAAUGCAAAUGUUCAUCAUGCUUUCACUACUGGACGGCGACCAAAUCAAUCGGGAUUUUCAAAAAAAAUUCGACCAAAAGGCCCCAGUCAAACACUAAAGCAACCUGGAAAAUUAAAUUUAAAAAGUUUUGCUAUAGUCAAUGAGGCUAUAGCUCGAAUGAAUAUUGUUUUCAAUAUGCAAGAAAACUCUGAUUCAGGAAGUGAUUCUAGCUCUUUGGAACGAAAACGGUCAAAUGAUGGUUAUUCAAAGAUAAGCCGCAAGACACAACCACCUAAAAGGCAUCGAAAAAAACGAACGGCUAUACCUGUGCAACCACCGAAAAUUCCAGUUGGUUUAUUUGGCGCUUCAGGGUGUGUAGCUGAAGAAAUAAUAAGUAGCAGUAUAGGUCCGGGAUCAUCUACCGGCAUGCCGAUUGUGUAUCAGAAACUGAAAACCGAAUCAAAAACUGGUCUUGAUAAGCAAGAACUUCGCUCUCAGGAGCAAGAUGAAUGUAGUGUUGAUAUAUCAUCUCCCAGAGGAAAUUCUCCAAUUUUUGGAAUAUUGUCGAAAAGAAAUGAACGUGAAAAAUUGAUCACAAAGCAGAAAAACUGGUUCGGUAAAGAAAUAGAUCCUAAUGGUAAAAAUAAUAAGGACGCAAAAGAUUUUCGCACGAAUUUGAAAAUCACAAAUAAAACGACUAAGCAUAAUGCUUCUGGAUUUGCUGUAUCGGUCCAACUUUCCUUGUCAAACCUGAAGCAGUCCGAUAAAGUUCCCUUGGUUCCACAAUUCGUGGAGAAGUGUGUUAAGUUUAUAGAACAAGAAGGGCUUGAUUCGGAAGGCAUCUAUCGGGUUCCUGGAAAUCGAACACAUGUUGACUUAUUAAACCAAAAAUUUUCAGACGAACCAGAUGUCCAGAUUGAGAAAUUGGACAUUCCCGUUAACGCUGUUGCAACAGCUCUCAAAGAUUUUUUUGUAAAGCGGUUACAUGGUUUAUUCAGUGCGGAAUUGAUGAGCGAACUUGAAGAGAUAGCUGGCUCUCGGCCUUUGCAAUCAGUUGCUAGCUUGAAUAUGGAAGUUAAGACGGAUCGUAGUUGUCGAUUGAUUGCAUUACGCGGAUUGUUGAAUAAAUUACCUCCUGCCAAUUUCACCAUAUUAAGCUACAUUUUUCAGCAUUUCGUUCGUGUAUCCGAAAAUUCAAAGCUAAACAGCAUGGACAGCAAAAAUCUCGCAAUCUGUUGGUGGCCAACACUGCUUCCAAUCGAAUUCACUGAUAUGAUUCGAUUUGAAACGAUGCGACCCUAUUUGGAAGAUAUUGUUCAAACAAUGAUUGACCAGUACCCAUUUCUCUUUUGUGGAGAGGAAGCUUUCGUUAUGGUCUGAUAAAAUUAAAAGCUUUUGAUCAUAAUGUAAAUCAUGCACUGCUUGUUCUUCGGUACAAUAACUUCUGACAUAAGAGUUAAUAUUAUGAUGUAAUGAACGCUAACUUUUUGGAUGAUUUGUGUACAAUAGUUAUAUGAACAAUUAAUUUUAACUAACUUCACCAAUAGCACAGUCAUAUGAAUAUUAAUGUAAUAUCAAGCUUAAAAUUUUGUCACUUUUUUGAGUUUGAGAUUCACGUAAACUCAAUUCGUACUCGAUAUACAAAAUCUCAGAAAUAGUUGUUAGUUUAGUAAUAUGUUUGUUAGUUGUUAAUUUGGUAUUUUGUUUGUAAGCCAUACCUAGAUACGAAUCCUUAAAUCAUAUUUCAGAUUACUUUUCCAUUGUCGGUAUGGUUCUUCAAAUCAUGUAAAACUGCAUCCGACUUAUACAGCAUUCGUAAAAAACGGUUAUUUUCAUUACAUUAGAAAUUCCUCGUGUAAAUCUAAGUUUUUCUAUCUAUAUAAAAGCAAUUAUUAGCGUUGCAAUUUUUUUUACACUGAAUAUGAAUCAAUUCUAGUUACUGUCAAUAAGAUACAACAAACGAGUAACAAAAUUUAUAUUAAUAUUGAUAUUCACAAUUACACGGCAAUCAAGGCAAAAUUCAGAUCAUCAAGUGAUCGCUACAAAUGAGUUUUAUCUAAUUGGAGUAAAAAAAGUUAAAGUCUAUCAAACGAUAGAAAAAAAAAUCUUUUUACAAUUCAUAUAUGAUUAAAAAACAAAUUCGUUAUUUUUCGUAAGAGCUUCUAAGGAAAAAUACAAAAUUGCUUGAAUUGAAAUUUAAAGAUAGAAAAAAACUUGCAAAUAAAAAAAUUAAAAUAUUUAGUUAGAAAUACCGUAAUAUAUUUUAACCGAUGAGUUUCAAAGUGUAUAAUAUAUUAUAGUUUUAAUUUAAAAGUGAUUAUUUUGAAAUAUAGAAAUGAUACAUAACUUUUUUGGCUUGUGUUGCACAAUGCAUACAUAAACGCAUGUACAAUUCUUCAUAAUUCAAAUCACGGGCCGA
This is a messenger RNA of Anopheles nili, 4642 nucleotides long. It is a transcript of the gene RhoGAPp190, whose product is annotated as rho GTPase-activating protein 190. Gene Ontology annotation, biological process: signal transduction. Bases 1 to 3603 code for a protein of 1200 amino acids. The transcript is spliced from 10 exons. Lineage: Eukaryota; Metazoa; Arthropoda; Insecta; Diptera; Culicidae. The record is from RefSeq and is a predicted model, not a curated record.